Molecule: messenger RNA, 756 nt
Organism: Triticum turgidum subsp. durum (durum wheat)
Lineage: Eukaryota; Viridiplantae; Streptophyta; Magnoliopsida; Poales; Poaceae
Source: the annotation of a GenBank genome assembly
AUGGUUUGGCUUCUCGAUGAUCACUGGGACAAACAACACCGGUCGUACGCUAUGUCGGUGGAGCAGCGGGAGCUUGCACCUCUGAAGCUUCGGUCUCAUGGGGUCACCCUUGGGUGGAUGCGCUAUGAUGAACGGUACACACCAUAUGUAAGGGAGACAGGACUUCUCCCUUUCAUUCAGUUGGCCAGCCGGUCGAUGCCACCCAACAAUGCUGCAGCACUCACCGCGCUUAUUGAUAAUUGGAGGUCGGAGACACAUAUUUUCCAUCCUCGGACCGGGCAGAUGACUGUGACGCUCCAGGAUAUGGCUAUGAUCACCGGUCUUCCUAUCGAUGGGAAUCCUCUAUGUAUGAACACCGAUUCUGAUGGGUGGCGCGUGCAGAUGCAUGCCCUUAUCAGUAUGGUUCCUCGGGAGCCUCGGGAACCAGAAGCAGAAGAUAAGAAGAAGGAAAGAGUCGCAACCAUUGCUCCUUUCACGUGGAUUACAUCGCACUUUGGAACUUUCCCUGAGGAAGGUAAUGAGGACACGGUCAAGACAUAUGCUCGUGUCUACAUGUGGUACGUGAUAUCCAGGACUAUGUUUGCUGAUGGCACAGGCAAGAAUGCUCCAUGGACGUGGCUGAAGGCGUUGACCGUCUUUGAUAGCAAAUGGAGUUGGGGUUCGGCGACACUGGCUUACUUAUAUAGACAGCUGGACGAAGCCUGUUGUAGGCCAUCUGGGGGUAUUGGUGAUUGUAUGCUCGCACUUUACAUAUGA